ACAAAUGGAUUGUUGCAUAUAUUUGAAGCAACAAAUAAGAGUCAACGACAUGUAACAGACAUCCAACAUCGAGAUCUUGUUGAUAUAUUCCAAUCCUGUAGCGAUAGACAAGAUGAGCCAAAUCAAAAUACUUAUUUGCGAAAAAGAAAAGAAGUAGAUUAUAAUGAAGAUCGGAUGUCAAAAAGGGUUUAUCAUGAUGGUGAUAUUACGCCAUCUCCAUGUAGUUUGACAGAUAAUUCUCUUUUUGAAACACCUCAACACCUUUCAAGUGCCAGUAAUAAAUCCAACAACAAUGAAUCUGAUGAUUUUACCUCAGGUGAAGAAGUUGAGGAAGUUAUAGAUGACUGGAUAAAUUAUUAUUUUGAUAAUCUCGAAACAAGUAUAAAUGAUAACAGUAAGCAUAGUUAUUUAGCGAAACAAAUUUUCUAUGGAUUAGCUGAUGAUGUUCCAAUUGUAGCCCUACGCAAAACAUCUAAAGAUGAACAUAGCCAAAAGAGGCCAGAUUUCGUACGUUUGAUAAAAACUACAAUGGCAUCCUCUCAGCUUCAGCAAAACACUGAUUUACAAUCUACUAUUAAAUCCUUGCAAGAGAUUAUGUCUUGA
This is a messenger RNA of Funneliformis mosseae, 603 nucleotides long. NCBI's taxonomy places the organism in Eukaryota, Fungi, Glomeromycota, Glomeromycetes, Glomerales, Glomeraceae. The record is from the annotation of a GenBank genome assembly.